Molecule: messenger RNA, 975 nt
Organism: Aspergillus niger
Lineage: Eukaryota; Fungi; Ascomycota; Eurotiomycetes; Eurotiales; Aspergillaceae
Exons: 4
Coding region: 1-975 (324 amino acids)
Biological process (GO): vacuolar transport
Source: RefSeq, a predicted model, not a curated record
AUGAAGCCACCCACAUCCUCGUUGCUGAGGUUCCUCUUCCUUCUGGCUGCUCCGCUUGUCUCUCAUGCUGCCUCCGAUUCUUCUGCUCCCAAGGAUGGCCUUUCUCCCUGUGUCGUCCGCUCUCCGACGACCGGCCUAUUCUACGAUCUGAAUACCAUCUCCUUAUCUCCACCCCCGGUAGACGGGGACAAACCUCGCAAAGGCGCCCGAGACGAGAGUUGGCACGCCAGAGGACACGAUUAUAAUGCCAACUUUACGCUAAACAUCUGUGCGCCCGUGGUCGAAGAUAUCAAGGAUGUGGUGGGGGUGGACCGCUCAAGGUGGAGGAAUGUUAGCGCCUACUAUGAGAGGGAGGGUAAAGUCUACUCCAUUGGUCAACAAGCAUCAGACCCCUUCUUCCGCGGCCGAAAGCUGGUCAUGAACUAUACCAAUGGCUCCCCUUGUGCCGGCGAUUACAUCGGAAAUGCCGCCCGCACCAAAUCCACCAUCAUGUCGUUCCUGUGUGAGCGCGACACCCCUGCCUCCCAGGCGACGGUCUCCUUUGUCGGCACCAUGGACCAGUGCACAUAUUUCUUCGAGGUGCGAAGCUCUGCCGCUUGUGGCGCUACCGCGCCCACACCGGAUAACCCGGGCCUUUCGCCAGGCGGCGUAUUCGGCGUAAUUGCCUUGAUCGCCGUGGCGGCGUACCUAGUCGGUGGUUGCGCAUACCAACGAACCGUCAUGCACCAGCGCGGUUGGAGACAGUGCCCGAACUACAGUCUUUGGGCGGGAAUGCUCGACUUCAUCAAAGACAUGAUCAUCAUCCUCCUCUCCUCCCUAGCCCGCCUCCUCCGCCUAAAACGUUCCCCGGCUCUCGGCCACGGCCACACCCGCGGCAACAGCGUCAACCACCGCGGCAGUUUCGGCCGUCGAGGCAGUGACGUCGAUGCCGAGAAUCGACUGAUAGACCAGUUAGAUGAGGAGUGGGAAGAUUAA